AUGCUGCGCGCGCGUCGCCAUCGCGCCUCGAUCACUCGCCAACAACAUCGAAAGGGAUUUGCUUCCAGCAGCGGCACUGGUCACGACAGCGACAUUAGAGGAUUGCGAGCCGCGAUUGAGGAGCUGGAGCGCUGCGAUCGUGUGCGCUGCGACGAGGUCUACGCUCGCCUCCUCCGGCAGUGCGCGGAUUUGAGGGCGCUGCCCGAGACGCGGCGGAUCGACGCGCACAUCUCCGCCUCGGCAGAGUUCCAUGGGAAUCGAUUCCUAGGAAAUCUCCUCGUCAAGGCGUAUGGCAAUUGCGGCAGCGUGGACGAUGCUAGAUCGGCGUUUGCGGGCAUCCGGCAGACGAAGAACAGCCACACUUGGAACUUGCUCCUGGCCGCGUAUGCCAAGAACGGGCAUCGCGAGAAAUGCGUGGGUCUCUUCGAGCAAAUCCCAGAGAAGAACGUCAUGUCGUGGAAUUUCCUGAUCCAGGCGCACUCGAGCAAGGACGAGCUUGUAAAUGCGCGAAAGGUUCUAGAGAAAAUGCCCCACCGCAACAUGAUCUCCUUCACGAUUCUGAUAUCCUGUCACACCCAGUACGGGGAUUUGGAUCUCGCGAGAGAUUUCUUCGAUCAGAUGCCCGAAAAGGACACCGUCGCGUGGAAUUCGAUGCUCCAGGCAUACGUCCGUCACCGAGACCUUGUCUCCGCGAAAGAGAUGUUCGACGCCAUCGCUCCCAAGACCCUCGUCACGCUCACGACAAUGAUUCGCGCGUAUGCCCGGACAGGGCAUAUCGAUCAAGCCCGAGAGAUCUUUGAUACGAUCCAUCACCCUGAUGCCAUAGCCUGGAACAUCAUGAUACAGGGCUACUGCGACGCUGGCUCAAUCGAUAAAGCAAGAAUUUUGUUCCAGAUAAUGCCAGAUCCAGAUGCCUUUACUUGCAGCUUGAUGCUAUCGGGAUUUGCCGCGAUGGGGCUUGUGGAUGAUGCAAAAGCUCUCUUUGAUCGAUGGCGGCAGGAGGAUCCAGUCUCGUGGAAUUCAAUGAUCACGGCCUACGCUCACAAUGGCCGUGUUCAAGAAGCCAAAUUUCUCUUCGAUCAGCGCCCGGAUCAUCACAAGCACGUCGCGAGCUCCUGGAACGCGAUGAUCGCCGCGUAUGCCCGAAACGGGCAUCUUGUCGAGGCAGGGGGCUUGCUGGAAGCGAUGCCACCGGCGAUCCAGAACGAGAUCUCUUGGAACACCCUUCUCUGCGCAUUCGUGAGCCGCGAUAUGUUGGUUCAGGCCAAGGAUCUGUUCAAGAGAAUCCCAAUCAAGUCGGUGCUUGUCGCCAACACCAUGCUCGGGGCGUAUGCCCUCACCGGGCAGCACAUCGAGGAGGCGAUGAGCGUGUUCGCUACGAUCGAUGAUCCGGAUCCCGUGUCGUGGGCGUCGAUCGUGGGCGCCCACGCGCGAGCUGGGCAGGGAAGAGAAGCGAUUCAUCGAUUCCAGCUGACGGAUCUGGCCGGGGUGAGGCCGAUCGAGGCAGCCCUCACUGCUGUUCUUGACGCCUGCUCCUCGAUCUCCUCCUCGGGGCUGCGAUUUGGCCGCAUCAUCCACGGCGAGAUUGAGGACGAUCGAGGGCUGGCGCUGGGGAAUUCGCUGCUCAACAUGUUUGGGAAAUGCGGUGCUAGCAUCGAGGAGGCCGAGAUGGUCUUUGCAAGAAUGGCGACGAGGAACACCGUGUCGUGGAACGUGAUGCUCGCGGGCUAUGCACAAAACGGGCAUAGCUCGCAAGUUCUCGAGCUCUUCGCGGUGAUGAUCCUGGAAGGCGAGGCCCCGCCCAGCAAGAUCACUCUCGUCUCGGUCCUCUCGGCUUGCAGCCACGCCGGGCUCCUCCACGACGGCCUCGCUUGCUUCGCAUCGAUCCGCGACGACUUUGGCAUCGAUGCGCAUGAGGAUCACUACAAAUGCGUCGUGGAUCUUUUGGGCCGAUCCGGCCAGCUCGAGGCGGCCGAGAGUUUCAUCCAGAGCUUGCCGUUCAAGGCCGACAGUGGAGUGUGGACGGCGCUCUUGAGCGCUUGUAGCAGCCAAGGAAGCGUCCAUGGAGGAGCUCGAGCGGCGCUAAGCAUGGUGGAUACUGAGCCAGGGGAAUCGUCACUGCCAUACGUGAUGCUCUCCAACAUCCAUGCCACUACUAAUUGA
Molecule: messenger RNA, 2163 nt
Organism: Selaginella moellendorffii
Lineage: Eukaryota; Viridiplantae; Streptophyta; Lycopodiopsida; Selaginellales; Selaginellaceae
Product: pentatricopeptide repeat-containing protein At4g02750-like
Exons: 1
Coding region: 1-2163 (720 amino acids)
Biological process (GO): RNA modification
Molecular function (GO): RNA binding; protein binding
Source: RefSeq, a predicted model, not a curated record